Molecule: messenger RNA, 948 nt
Organism: Stegodyphus dumicola
Lineage: Eukaryota; Metazoa; Arthropoda; Arachnida; Araneae; Eresidae
Product: RNA-binding protein 24-like
Cellular component (GO): nucleus
Molecular function (GO): mRNA 3'-UTR binding
Source: RefSeq, a predicted model, not a curated record
UUUGUAUGCUAGUAAUGUUUAUUUCUUUUCAGCUAAUCUUAACUAACAUUGGCCUUUGCAGUUAAUGGUUUAUUUCUUUUCAGUUAAUCUUAACUAGCAUUGACCUUUGCAAAUAAGAAAGAGGGAUAUUCUUUUAAGCUUUACAGCUUAAGUUACAGAAAUAACAGAGUUCUUUUUUUCGCAGGUCACAAUGUCUGAUAGAGAUGCGGCAGAACGAGCCGUAAAAGAUGCCAACCCUAUUAUAGAUGGCAGGAAAGCCAAUGUGAAUCUCGCCUAUUUGGGAGCCAAACCGAGGAUAAAUGCACAAAACGGUCUCUUACUUUCAGGAUUUCCUUCCCCACUGCGGACGACAUAUCCUCUUAUGAUUCCAAGCCAGUAUGGUGGUUUGCCUCCUCAUUAUCUAUAUCCGUCUGCUUACUUGCCAGCUCCUGGACUUAUCUUGCCUGGUCCGACACCAACACAUGCGCCUUUGUCUCCGGCUGCAGCAGCUGCUGCUGCUGCGGUAGCCAACCCAUUCUAUGCUGACUACGCCGCAGCUUACCCACCUCAGUUCGCCAAUGGAUUAGAAGCAGGCUAUGCUCCCUUUGCUACUCUAGCAUCUACAUCUGGCGGACAUCAUCAUCCCCAUGGCAGUGGCGGCGGUUCAGCUGCCGCAGCCCUUCCACCGUAUUUGACUCCAACUACUUCAUCAGCAGCAUACGCUUAUGCCUUACAGCCACCACCUCAUCAUCAGGCUAUUCCCACUGGGGCCCCAGCUCAUUUUCCUGUGCCUUAUCCUGCUCAGCCCCAAGAUGCUCGUAUGCAAUGACUCUUUAGUCAUUGAAAGCAAAAGCAAUAUGAGUGUAUUUGGUGUCAAAUGAUUCUUUUUAUCAUAAUUAUUUUUAUCUGUAAAGCUCAUGUCAGUAUUCAGUUUGCCUACCAAGAAUAAUAAAAAAACAUGAAAGGAAA